AUGUGUGUGGAUAGUAGAGCUAUCAAUAAGAUCAUAGUGCAAUAUCGAUUUCCUAUUCCUCGUCUGGAGGACAUAUUGGACCAGUUGUCAAGGUCUACAAUAUUCUCCAAAAUAGAUCUCCGUAGCGGGUAUCAUCAAAUCAGGAUCAAGGAGAGAGAUGAAUGGAAAACCGCAUUUAAGACUAAGAAGGGGUUAAACGAGUGCCUCGGAAGGUAUAAUUUACACUCUGUUAGCUCGGAAGGAAUUCAUGUUGAUGACAGAAAGAUUGAGGCCAUUCGAAAUUGGCCUAUUCCCAAGAACAUCACUGAAGUUCGUAGCUUUCAUGGUCUCGCUACUUUCUAUCGGCGGUUCAUUAGGAACUUUAGCAGCAUCGUCGCUCCCAUCACCAAUUGUUUGAAGAAGGAGAGAGUUCAUCAAUUUGUGUGGACAAAAGCUGCAAACAAAAGCUUUGAAGAGAUCAAAGAUAAGCUUACUUCCGCCCCUAUUCUUGAUUUACUUGAUUUUGAUAAAUGGUUUAAGGUUGAUUGUGAUGCUUGUGGGAUUGUGGAUGUGCUGUCGAUGCUUGUGGGAUUGGAAUUGGUGAAAUGGUCUACCUAUGAGCAAGAGUUGUAUGCAGUUCUUCAAGCUUUCAAGACUUGGGAACAUUAUUUGUUGGGGCAUGAAUUCAUUAUUUACACUGAUCAUCAGUCUUUAACUCAUUUUCAAACUCAGAAGAAAGUGAGCAUGAUGCAUGCGCGUUGGGCAACUUAUUUUGGUGCUUUCCAUUAUGUCAUUAAGCACAAAUCAGGCUGUGCAUCCCUCAGUCUUCCCUUUGGGAAAGUUAAUCUGAGAAAUCCAUGGUGGAGGAUUGAGUGGACACUAGGGGCGAGACAAGACUAUUGCUGGGUUAGAGGCUCGAUUUUAUUGGCCACAAUUGAAGAAGGAAGCAUGGAAGCUAGUACAGAAAUGCUCAGUUUACCACAAAUUCAAUGCGGACCUGACUCUGUUAUUGUUGUUGUAGACAGGUUCUCCAAGAUGGCACACUUUAUACCUUGCAAACAAACUAAUGAUGCCUCGCAUAUAGCAAAGUUAUUUUUCCAGGAGAUUGUUCAGUUACAUGGCAUUCCCAAAACCAUCACAUAUGAUCGAGACACAAACACUACCGCACACCUCCAAACUGAUGGACAAACUGAAGUAGUGAAACGGACCCUUGGUAAUCUCCUUAAGUGCAUUUGCAGCGAGAAGAAGAAGAUAUGGGACCUUGCUCUUGCCCAAGCAGAAUUUGCUUACAAUAGUUCGAUCCAUAGCGCCACCAAGAUGUCCCCUUUUGUAAUUGUCUACCGGAAGGUACCAGUCCAUACUCUUAAUCUCCUUUCCCUUCCAAUAGGUGUAGAGAAGAGUAUUGCAGCUAAUAACUUGGCUACCGAGCAUAUGGAGCAAUUCAUCACUGCUGUCAAUGAAAAACAUAAAGCUACAGCUGAUAAACACCGGCUUUAUAAAUCUUUUACCGUGGGUGAUUGGGUCAUGGUCUAUCUUUGCAAAGAGCGCGGCGGAGGACAGAAGAAGCUUGAUUCUAAAAAGAUUGGGCCAUUUGAGGUACUUAAGAAGAUUAAUGCUAAUGUCUAUGUGCUUGACCUGCCCGAAGACAUGAAGAUUUCUAGGACUUUCAAUGUUGCUGAUUUAUUCCCUUUCUAUCCCGAUGAUGAUCACUCGAGGUCAAGUUCUUUUGAAGUGGAGGGGAUUGAUGCGGAGCAACUGUCACUUAAAUAUAUGGAAGACUUGGAUCGCUGCAAACCCAAGAAGAAGGGGCACGACUGUGGCAUUUCCAGCACGCCUGUGCCAACCUCUGGAAGUCCAGGACGUGAGACACGCCCAAGCCUAAGAAGCACAAGCAUGCCCGUGUCACAGCCAGCUUGCCCAUGCUAG
This is a messenger RNA of Jatropha curcas, 1905 nucleotides long. NCBI's taxonomy places the organism in Eukaryota, Viridiplantae, Streptophyta, Magnoliopsida, Malpighiales, Euphorbiaceae. The record is from RefSeq and is a predicted model, not a curated record.